AUGACAGACACGAAGGCGAUCAUUGCCACCGCCACGGUGCUGUACGGCAAGAUCUCGCGCGCGUUCGAGAACCUGCGGAAGCUCGGCGAGGCCAAUAUGACCCUCGGCGCGGUGGAGGCCCGGCUUCAAAAUCUCGAGAAGCUAUGGGAUAAAUUCGACGCUCUUAAUGAUACGUUAGCCGAUCGGGUUGACGAAAUAAAGCAUGAGGUCUACGCUAAACAGGACAUCCCGUCCUCAGGCGAGGAAGCUUACCUGCUAAACAAGGACCUCAUGCUCGAUCUGAAGAGCGCUCUCCAGCUGCAGCUACAGGCAGCCAGCUCUACCGCGGCCGCGACAACUAGUCCCGCUCCUCGGACAGCGCUGCCAAAAAUCCAACCGCCUACCUUCGCCGGGAAAUACGAGGAUUGGCCUUCAUUCCGGGAUCUGUUCCAAUCCCUCAUCGGCCGGAAUCAGGCAGCAAAACCUGUGGAGAAGUUACACUACUUAAAACUUUGUGUGAAGGGUGACGCCGAUCUGCUGAUUCGUAACCUCAGCACCACAGAAGACAACUAUGAAAUCGCCUGGAAAACUCUAAGCGAUUAUUACGAGAACAAAAGAUUGCUGACUCGUAAUUAUCUGAAUAAUUUCUUAGCGUUGACCAAGAUGAAAAGCGAAUCCGCCGCUGAAUUGAGGAGGCUUUUCCAUGGAGUAAAAACAACUGUCAGCUCCCUGAAGAGCAUAGACCGACCGAUAGACCGCACGGAGGAUCUCUUCGUCCACCUCGUCGUAGAGCUCCUCGACAGCCGCUCUAGGCGAGAAUGGGAGAGUGAUAUAAGUCACACCACGAGUCCGCCAAGCUACGCCUCGCUUGAGGCCUUCAUAGAACGUCGGCUCCAUACGUUGGAGGCGCUGUUUCCGGCCAGGAACGACAGCAGCAGCUCCAGCACUACGAAAUCAACGAGGAGCCACCACGUCAAAUGCCAAGAUCCAAAAGAGAAGUCCAGAAGCCGGUGCUCCAUCUGCCAGGGGGACCACUUUGUUAUGUUCUGCGGCGACUAUAAGGAUAAGACGGCGAUGGCGCGUAAACAGCUCGUCCGUGAGCAUAAGCUCUGCUCAAACUGCCUUGGCCGGCAUCAAUCUUCCGAGUGCUCUUCGAAGAAGACGUGUACAGCGUGUGGCAGUCGACAUCACUCCUCGCUUCACGAUGCAUUCCGGGAAGCCGAGGCCGCCACGACGUUUCACGUGGCUCAAGGCGCAGACUCUUCCUCCGCAACGGUGCUGCUCGCUACGGCUAGGGUCCGCGUCCUCGACUGCCACGGAAGCUGGCAGUCCGCUCGCGCUCUGAUCGACCAGGGCUCCGAAUCCUCCAUCAUUUCGGAGCGAUUAGCGCAGCGCUUACGACUCCCUAGAAGAGCAGCCGCCGUUAGUGUCUAUGGAGUCGGAGAGAAAAGGACCGGAGUGACAAAGGGGAAAAUGAGACUCACCCUGCAGUCGCGCAGAGGGGAAUCGCCCACCUUCGUCAACGCUUUAGUGCUGCCGAAGUUGACGCUGUUUUCCGGAGGAUGCCGCAGCAGUAGACGAACCUGGACCCAUCUGGAGGACCUGGAGCUCGCCGAUCCGGAAUUCUGCUCCUCGGACCCCGUCGACAUCCUACUGGGAGCCGACGUAUAUGGGACCAUCAUCCGUCAGGGUCUACGAAAAGGAGGUUCUAAGGAUCCAGUAGCUCAACAAACCUCGUUGGGCUGGAUUCUCUCAGGUACAGUUAGCUCGACGGCGCCCAGCCAACACAUCUCCGCUCAUCACUGCCAAAUCGAGGAGGACAUCACCUGCUUGGUGCGGCGGUUCUGGGAGCAGGAGGAAGUCCACCGGCCAUCUCCGACCCUCACCAAGGCGGAACUAGAGUGCGAGGAGCACUACCGCCGUCAUCACUCGCGCUCUCCUGACGGCAGGUACAUAGUGCGGCUGCCAACGAUCGAGCCUCUCCCGGAUCUGUCUGGGACUCGUCGCGCCGCCAGUCGUGCUCUGCAACAGACGGAGAAAAGGUUAGAGAAAGAUGCCGACUUUAAGGACAUGUACGUAGAGUUCAUGCAAAAGUACAAGGAACUGCGACAUAUGAUGCUUGCACCAGCGCCAGCUGAGCCACAACGAGGUACCUGUUACCUGCCGCAUCACGGGGUCCUGCGUCCGGACAGCACUUCCACUAAGCUGAGGGUCGUGUUCAACGGCUCGAGCUCCUUGCCGAACGGGGACUCUCUCAACCAAUUUCUUCUGACUGGACCGAAUCUGCUUCCUGCGCUGGCUGACAUCCUGCUGCGUUGGCGACGCCACAGAUACGUCUUCGCUGCCGAUAUCGAAAAGAUGUAUCGGCAGAUCCUAGUGCAUCCGGACGAUCGAAGCCUGCAGCGAAUCCUGUGGAGAGACGACUCUAAGAACGACGUCCAGGAGUUCUGGCUAUGCACGGUCACUUACGGGCUCUCAUGCGCCCCGUAUCUGGCCAUCCGUACCUUACGCCAACUCGCCGAGGACGAAGAGCAUCGCUUUCCGAAAGGCGCCGACAUCCUGCGGAGCGAUGUCUACAUGGAUGACAUCCUGUCCGGUGCCGAGAAUCAAGAGGAAGCAGAAUCUAUGGUGAGGCAGCUGACAAAUAUAUGCACGGCGGGCGGGUUCACACUAAAAAAGUGGUCUACAAACGCCUCCUACCUGCUGAGCCUCGUGGAACCGGACGCGCGCCUGCAACAAGAGGCCAGAUGGUGGCUGCCCGGCGAGAGUCAUUCCACUCUCGGCCUUCGAUGGCAACCGUGCGACGACCGCUUCGCCUUCGCCACCCACCGGAUCACUCUCUCAGCGGUCACCAAAAGGUCGGUCCUUUCUUUGACGGCCAAAUUAUUCGAUCCACUCGGCUGGCUGUCUCCAACGACUGUGCUGGCCAAAAUCAACAUCCAGGCUACCUGGCUACUAGGUCUCGACUGGGACGCGUCUCUGCCAAGCGAGGAAGCCAGAAAAUGGCUGCGAUUCCAGGAGGAGCUAGCGGCAUUGGAGAAACUAGUCGUGCCUUGUUGGUUAGGAGCCCUAGCUGACUCCCAUCAAGAGGUUCACGGAUUUGCCGAUGCCUCCGAACGUGCCUACGCCGCAGUCAUCUACCUGCGAACAAACACAAACGGAGUUAGGAGAGUGACUUUAUUAGCUGCGAAGACCAAGCUCGAUUGGUCGCCCACGUCGUGCCUCUUAUUGGCGCAGAAAAGGCGCCUCUCCAUCUGUGGUCGGAUUCCACCGUGA
Molecule: messenger RNA, 3255 nt
Organism: Nylanderia fulva
Lineage: Eukaryota; Metazoa; Arthropoda; Insecta; Hymenoptera; Formicidae
Source: RefSeq, a predicted model, not a curated record